CCUGCUCUUUCUUCCGUGCCUUCACUCCUCGCAUUCACUGGACGAAGUACCAUUUUCAGGGUUUAGGUUCUUUUUAGGGCUUUUACUCCUCCUCUUCUUCUUCUUUUAAGUCCCACAUUCAGUAUAAAAUCCUUUCCUUUUGGAUGAAGGUUCGAGGUUUUACUUGGAAAGCCGCCAGCUUUAGCUAUCAAAGAUCGAAACUUUGCUCAAAAGAUCAAACCUUUUCUCCUUUUUUUGUUUUUGUUUUUUAUUUUUUUUAAAAUUCUUUUUCUUUGAAAGCAGACGCUGGGUCUCUCAAAGUUUAGAUUUUUAAGUCUUUUCUCAGAACAAGCUCUCACUUUUAAUAGUCCCUCAUUCAAAAAUGUGUGGAUUGUGGUACUGGGGGGCUUAGUUUUUUUCUUUUUCUUCUUCUUUUAUUAACCUCUCCCUCUUAUCUUCAGCAUAUUUGGAGAUGAACCUCUUAAGAAAUGUGAUCGUUCUCUUAUUAUUUUUAAUCCCAAUCUCCUCCCAACUCCCUUCCUCUGAUGUUUUAGCCCUCCUCUCCUUCAAGAAGGGCAUAACCCAGGACCCCACUGGCUACGUUGUCGAUUCUUGGGACGAAGAAUCCGUGGAUUCCAACGUCCCUUCUUCUUGGAACGGCAUUGUCUGCAGUGAUGGCAAUGUCGCCGCCGUGGUCCUCGACAACCAUGGGAUCAGCGGCGCCGUCGACGUCUCGGUCCUUUCUAAUCUUACAGCGCUGUCUAAAAUCUCAAUGCAGAAUAAUUAUUUCACGGGAAUGUUGCGUGAUGAGGUUGGUGGGUUUCAGAGCUUGGAGUUCCUUGAUCUUUCGAAUAAUCAGUUCUCUGGAAGGAUUCCUCGCGGUAUUGGGGGCCUCGGGAGCCUUCUGAAUCUGUCGUUCUCGGGGAAUAAUUUUUCUGGGACGAUACCCGAUUCGAUUGGCGGGCUUGCUUCGAUUCAGUCUCUUGAUUUGAGCAGGAAUUCGCUGUCGGGUUCUUUGCCUUCGGCAUUGAAGAGUUUGAAGAGCUUGGUUUCUUUGAAUCUGUCUUUCAAUGCGUUUUCGAAGCAGAUCCCAGCCGGGCUUGAAGGUAUUUCAAGUCUCGAGGUUCUUGAUCUAAGUUGGAAUAAAUUGGAUGGGGGGAUUGCUUGGAGUUUGCUUGUGGAGUCUAAAGCUGUUCAUAUCGAUUUGAGUGGGAAUUUGUUGAGGUCUUCGGAUCCAAAUGAGUUGGAGUUUCUGGCUGAAGUAUCUGAGACCGUGAAGUAUUUGAAUCUUAGCAACAAUCAGUUGACUGGUUCGUUGAUUGAUGGAGGUGAAAUGUCUACUUUUGGGAGCUUGAAGGUGUUGGAUUUGAGCUAUAAUCAGCUUGCGGGGCCUUUGCCAGGGUUUGAUUACGUGUAUGAUCUUGAAGUUUUGAGGCUUGGGAAUAAUAGGUUCGACGGAUUUUUGCCAAAUGGCCUUCUGAAAGGGGAUUCUUUGGUCCUAAGUGAAUUGGACCUGAGUGCAAACAAUCUCUCUGGACAUAUAGGUUUGAUCACAUCUACAACUCUGCAAGUCCUAAAUCUCUCUUCAAAUGCAAUUUCUGGUGAUCCUCCAAUGCUUAUAGGGAGCUGUAGGGUGUUGGACCUAUCAAAAAACCAACUUUCUGGAAAUCUCUCCGUUAUUUCAAAAUGGGGAGAUAACCUCGAAUACAUUAACCUUAGUCAAAAUCAAUUGACAGGAUCAAUGCCGGAUGAAGCAUCACAAUUUUUGCGUCUUAAUUAUCUUAACCUCUCCCACAAUGCUCUAUCAAACUCUCUCCCCAAAGUUCUUAUGCAAUAUCCAAAGUUAACCAUCCUUGAUCUUAGUUCAAACAAAUUUGGUGGCCCUAUACUAACCGACUUGCUCACAUCCUCCACAAUACAAGAACUUCAUCUUGGGAACAAUUCGCUCUUGGGAAGUAUUAUGUUCUCUCUGUCAUCAUCCAAAAAUUCCGACCUUCAACUUCUCGAUAUCUCCAAAAAUCACUUCAAUGGAACUUUUCCUAAGGAUCUUGUGUCCUUAACUCGUCUCCAAGCACUCUAUAUUUCAGCAAAUAAUUUCUCCGGUCCAUUGCCAUCAUCCAUUGGGAAUCUCAUCCUUCUCACUUCUCUUGAUAUAUCCCUCAACCAGUUCACUGGUCCGCUACCCACGACGCUACCUAACACUCUAUUAUUUUUCAAUGCAUCUUACAAUGAUCUAUCAGGAUCAAUUCCAGCAAAUCUUCAGAAAUUCCCAGAUUCCUCUUUCCAUCCAGGAAAUUCUAGGUUAGAAUCCCCAACUGGUCCUUCUGGUACUGGUAUUUCUCCAUCCAGGAUACGACACAAACAUUUAAAGACUUCUAUCAAGAUAGCAAUUGUAGGAGCAUGCGUUGCUGUUGUUGUGAUACUAAUCCUCUUGGCCAUUUUUGCCCACUGCAAGAAAAUCUCAAGAGGGUCUCAUUCAGACAAAGUCACCGAUAAAACCCUAGAAAGAAGGACACUUCAGGGGACUGCUACUUCAAGGCCACUAGUGUUAUCAGCUGAAGACUUACAGGCUGCUCCUCGUAAAGGCUAUUCACCAUCAAAGACCAGUGGUUUGUCAUGGUCACCGGGCUCUGGGGAGAGUUACCCACAGGAAACCAUAGGGAGAUUAGAUGUUAGGUCCCCAGAUCGACUAGCAGGAGAAUUGUAUUUCUUGGACGAGACAAUUACGUUAACACCUGAGGAAUUAUCCCGGGCCCCAGCUGAGGUUUUAGGGAGGAGCAUCCACGGGACCUCUUAUAGGGCUAUUCUCGAUAAUGGGGUUUUCUUGACGGUGAAGUGGUUAAGAGUGGGAGUAGCGAAGCCGAAGAAGGAGUUUGCAAAGGAGGCAAAGAAAUUUGCGAAUAUUAGGCAUCCGAAUGUUGUGGGGUUGAGAGGGUAUUAUUGGGGACCGUCACAGCAUGAGAAGCUGAUUUUGUCUGAUUAUAUCUCGCCUGGAAGUCUGGCGAGCUUUCUUUAUGACCGUCCUGGACGGCGAGGCCCACCGCUGACCUGGGCCCAGCGCCUGAAGGUCGCUGUCGACGUGGCCCGAGGCCUCAACUACCUUCACCUCGACCGCUCUGUUCCCCAUGGCAACCUCAAGGCGACCAACGUCCUACUCGACGGCCUCGAUCUCAAUGCCCGCGUGGCCGACUACUCCCUCCACCGGCCUUCAUUGACCGCCACUCCGACACUGCCAAACUAUCUCGAGUCCGCCACCCUCGCUACCGCUUUGAGAUGUAUAAGGCCGGCGGUGAGAGGCCCGGGUUUUAGGUCUGUGUAUGAGGAUCUUUCAUCCAUAAAUGAAGGGUUCUGGUGA
Molecule: messenger RNA, 3334 nt
Organism: Asparagus officinalis (garden asparagus)
Lineage: Eukaryota; Viridiplantae; Streptophyta; Magnoliopsida; Asparagales; Asparagaceae
Product: probable LRR receptor-like serine/threonine-protein kinase At4g20940
Biological process (GO): protein phosphorylation
Molecular function (GO): protein binding; protein kinase activity; ATP binding
Source: RefSeq, a predicted model, not a curated record